AUGGAGGAGGGCACAGUGUCUCCCGCGAGAGACGACAGCAGGGCGCCAGCAGCAGCAGAAGCGGCAUCUCUUGUGGUGGUGUUCGGCGGCACCACCUGUGCUGCUACGACGACGACGAGGCUGGUCGUGCGGGCCGCUGCGGAGGCGGAGGGGCACGUGGCCUGGCGGCCCGCCACCCCGCCCCUCUUCCACGCCCCCUACUUCCCGACGCCAGCACCAGCGCAGAAGAAGCGCAAAAGAAGACGGAAGGGCAGCCCCGCCGCCCCUGGGCACCAGCAGCAGGAGCGCGGGCAUGAUGAUGAUGAUGCCGCCGGUGGCACCAGCACCAGCACCACCAGCAACGACGGCGGCGAGCAGGGCAGCAGCCCGGCGGAGCAGACAGUGGAGCAGAAGAUGGAGCGCGCCCUGGGUGCCCUCCGCCCGGUCUUUCACGCGUGCCCCGCGGCUCCGUCACUGCAGGCGACGGCCGCCAUUGCCGAUGACCACCACGGCCACCACCACCACGAGGAGGAGGAGGAGGAAGAGGACGAGGGACAAGACGAAGCGCGCCAGCUGGACGACGGGGGUGAAUCGGCGCCGGCCGCCAAGAGGCCCCGCAUGAACGCGGCGGCGGCGGAGGAGGAGGGCGCGGAUGACGAUGGAGGCAAGAAAGGCGCACCACCGCCGCCGCCGCCGCCAGCACCACCACCUGGCACGGCAGCUGCGGUCCCGCCAGCAGACGCGUCUGACGGUGGCUGGCGAGAGGCCAAGGCCCUGGUCACCCAAGAUGGUGAGGCCCUCUUGGCGUGGACGGCCCUGGGUGCCUCCCUCCAGCGCUUCGCAGGAGGAGGAGGAGGAGCUGAGGAGGAUGAGGAGGCUACACCGGUGGACGUGUGGGAAGCGGAGGCGGAGGGGCGCGCCGAGGCCAUCAUGGCGGGGCGGGUCGUAAGGAACGACCGUUGGGAUCGGGAGGCCCUCCUCACGGCCCUGCCCGGCCGCACCUUCGUGAUCCCGCCACGCUCCGCGUUCCUCAUGUCGCUGUGGACGGAGGAGCAGGCGCAAGCCAUCCGGGCGUGCACGGCGGGGCUGCCGGCGUCGGAGCCGCUGUUGGGCGGGUGGGUCAUCGUGUCGAUCAACAAGCGGGGCCUGCUGCAGGAGCGCGUGGUGGUGCUCUCGCGCGAGGCCGUCUACCGGUGCAAGUACAAGUACAAGGAGGCGCGCCUCGCCCACUACAAGCGCAUCGCCCUCACCUCCCUCCUGGGCGCCUACAUCGGACCCUACCGAUCCGACCACGGACGCCGCCCCUGCGGCCUCUGCCUCCUCACCAACGACAAGAAGGCACAGCCUCCCCCCCUCUCCUACAACCACCCAUCCACCCAUUUCUUUUCUUUUCCUCUUACUUUUUCUUCAUCGAAGCCCUACCACUACUUCCAGGCCCUCCUUCCGGCGGGCGCCCCGCUCGAGCUCGGCCGAGAGAUCAUCGACGACAUCGUGGAGAUGAUCACCGAGGCGUGGACGGAUGCCGACGAGGCCGCCACCGACGACGACCAGGGCGCGGGCUUCUUCGUCGAGGAGACCGAGCUGGCGUUCCCCUCCUCCGGCGGCGUCACCAAGGUGCCCGUCCGCAAGGCCUACAACACACUGCGUCUGGGCCUUCGUUCCCCGAAGGACUCGUCGGCGCGGCGCGACCAGUCGGCCUCCUCUUCAUCAUCGUCGCCCUCCUUAUCGUCUGCCUCGCCUCCCUCCCGCCGGGCGCACGACGACUAG
Messenger RNA from Acanthamoeba castellanii str. Neff, 1746 nucleotides. RefSeq lists its product as uncharacterized. NCBI's taxonomy places the organism in Eukaryota, Discosea, Longamoebia, Acanthamoebidae. Bases 1 to 1746 code for a protein of 581 amino acids. The record is from RefSeq and is a predicted model, not a curated record. The transcript has 10 exons.